AAUGAGCGGGCGACCUUUGUACUUCGUUUCUGACAAUUUUCUUUUGUUUUUAAGUUAAAGUAUAAUAUUGAGCAUAAAAUUUGCCAAUUUAACCUGCUACAGCAUUUAAUUUUAGUUGAUGGUAUAUUUUUCUCAGUGAUAGUGUGUUUGAAAUAUUCAUAUAUCUAUAAGGGCCGCGCUUUAACUCGCCAUUCCUAGGGUCAACUAAGAUCUGUUUCCCUUUCGUCUUUGAUUUAAAAUUUGAAAAAGUCAAAUGACGAGUUUUAAUGCUCCAGGACUAUGCUCAUGAGCUAGAUUUUAUUCAAAUUUCCCAGUUUUAAAAUUUCAAUUUCAUUGUCAUGGCCCAACAACACAAUAUAACGACGCUUUAUAUCCAAGACCCUAAUGGAGGACAACCGCAAAUGUUCAAAGUGGUUGGAACCAAAGCCAAUAUUAUUACCAACAAUAAUGUGAACAACAACACUACUGGUCAGCAACAGCAGACCAUUCUGAGGACUAUCACCUCAUCUGCUCAGGCUCAGGGUGGGAGUGGCACAGUAAACUUGGGAGCUAGCUUCUCUCCAGGCACCAUCCUGCAUGCGAGCAAGUUAUCCAAUGGGCAGAUAGUGACAGUACCAGCCAGAGCUGCUUCCACGGUCAUGCGCCCUGUGAUGGUGCCCGCAAGUAGCCUGCAGCAGCUCAAGGCUGGCAGCAUCACUCUGCAGGCUCAAGGCACCGGCAACAAUAAAACCUUCACGCCAAUCUCGCGUCCUGUUGUCAUCCGAACACAAACUGGUAACAUCAACACCGCUGGUGGCGCUGCUGGUGGUGGUGGUGGUGGCCAGCUGUCAAAGAUAACCGUGACGCCGUCCUCUCCUGCAGUGCAGAGUGUGCAGCAAGUGCAGACUAACGUGCAGCAGCUGUCGUCAAAUGUGCAGCUCAAAAUGAAACUGCAGCAGCAGCAGCUAGCUGCGGUGCAGCAACGGCAGCAAUACCAGUUUCAGGCUCGGCAACGUCGACAGCAGCAGCAACAGCAACAACAGUCCCAGCUCCCAGAUUCCGAAGUCGCCCAAGAUACGAAAGUUACAAUUCAACCAAAGAUCCAAUCUGUGUCCACCCUCAACCACGUACGUUUUCUAUCUCAACCCCAGCAACAGAAACAACAGUCAGAGGCUGUUGUAAUUAACAAAACCCAGCAAGCAGAACAAGAACAACAGCCACAAAAUCCAACAGCCUCGCCGGGCAAGCUUUACCUCAACACUCCAAUUCUCGACCACUCGUCGGCACGCAAGAGACAAGACUUUGAUUUUGACUACAGUGUUGAGAGCAAGCGCCGCAAGACUGAGAAGGGUGGCAAGGGACUGCGCCACUUCUCCAUGAAGGUCUGCGAGAAAGUCAAGGCUAAGGGUCGGACUUCAUACAACGAGGUUGCUGAUGAGCUGGUGGCAGAGUUCUGUGACCCACGGCGCUGCGCCCUUCCUGGCGACUCUAAUGACGAUCAGAAGAACAUCCGCCGACGCGUGUAUGACGCGCUCAACGUGCUCAUGGCGAUGGACAUCAUCAGUAAGGAGAAGAAGGAGAUCCACUGGCUGGGGCUACCCACCAACACCGCACAAGAGUGCAGGAAGCUGCAGGAGGAGUGCAGCAAGAGGACCAGAAGGAUACAACACAAGACCCAGCAACUACAUGAUCUUAUAUUGCAGCAAAUUGCCUUCAAGCGCCUCGUGAAGCGCAACCGCGAGAAGGAAAUCGAGCGCGGAGGGUCACCGCCCCCCAACACCUCCAUCCCGCUCCCCUUUGUGGUGGUCACCACCGCCAACACCACCACCAUCGACUGCAGUAUUGCUAAUGACAAGACGGAGUAUUUAUUCAGUUUUGACGGCACAUUUGAGGUCCACGACGACAUUGAAGUUCUCAAGAGGAUGGGCCUCGCGCUAGGGCUGGAGAACGGCCAGUGUAAGCCAUCAGACAUCAGCGCUGCUAAAGCCAUCCUACCUCGCGUGCUGGAGAGCUACGUGGAUGACCUUGCCCAGGCGCCGCCCCCCGCCUGCGUGCUGUCGUCUGCCCAGCUGGUGCAGCAGCUGAGCGGCGUGACGACAGCCGCGGGCGCCCCUGGGACGCCAGAGCUGCUCGUCAUGGAAACGUCAGAUUCCAUCGGAGGCGCCCUUGGUGGCGUCCAGCUGCUGACGACGGAGGGCGGCGUUCUGCAGGGACGUGUUGCUCGAGCCGCCAUCAGCGAGUCGCCCACGUCCAGCAUUGCUGGGGACGACGAGGCUGGCGUCCAUACGCUGGACGACAGCGAGAGCGAGACGAGCUAGGAACCCUGUGUGACGAGGCUGGCGUCCACAAACUGGACGAACGCGAGACGAGCUAGGAACCCUGGGGACGACGAGGCUGGCGUCCACAAACUGGACGAUUUCUUACGAGCCGUGGGCGAGAUUCUUAAAAGUUAUCCCGUUGCCGUAACUAUUGCCGUAGGUAUUUGAUAUUUUAUAACUGAGUUUGCUCUGAUUUUAUGUUGCUUAAUGGAAAAUGGUUGUUAUUGCCACGGAUCUUGGUUUUAUACCAAUUUUUACUGAAUGACGGAUUUAUUUCAUUGUAUUUCUUUGUGUUUUAUUGCAUAAAAGUUGGUUUCCCCCUUCCGUUUUCUGUUGUAUAGUUUCCUUGCUAUUGGUUUCCUUGUUUGUACUUUAGUUUCAUUUUUUCUUGUCUUCUAGAGUUAGAUUUCAAACCGUAAGUUUAUUUUAUUGUCUUCAUACUCACGAGAUUUAGCUCGUUCCCUCUUAGUUCAUUUCAUUUGUGUAUAGUUAUUUGUCCUAUUCUCUGAGUUGUUUUUCUAAGCAUCUCUUCUUUUUCAAUUGCCUAUCUCUAUUUGUUUGGUUUUCUAUUCCAUUCUGCCGAAUAUUCCAUGAUUUGAAAUACUAUCAAAGAUGUAUUUAACAGUAACUUGGUCCAGGUUUUAUUACGUCGUUUAUAGAAUUUACCGAGAAAAACGUAGUUAAAAGGCAAAAUAUAAUAAUUGUUAAAUUUAAAUCCAUCAUCUAUUUAAAUUCAGAU
Hyalella azteca is the source of this 3036-nucleotide messenger RNA. Its product is annotated as transcription factor Dp-1. The transcript is spliced from 12 exons. The record is from RefSeq and is a predicted model, not a curated record. Lineage: Eukaryota; Metazoa; Arthropoda; Malacostraca; Amphipoda; Hyalellidae. Gene Ontology annotation, cellular component: nucleus; transcription regulator complex. Gene Ontology annotation, molecular function: DNA-binding transcription factor activity, RNA polymerase II-specific; RNA polymerase II transcription regulatory region sequence-specific DNA binding. Bases 339 to 2297 code for a protein of 652 amino acids. Gene Ontology annotation, biological process: regulation of transcription by RNA polymerase II; regulation of cell cycle.